Molecule: messenger RNA, 4546 nt
Organism: Sphaerodactylus townsendi
Lineage: Eukaryota; Metazoa; Chordata; Lepidosauria; Squamata; Sphaerodactylidae
Gene: TP53INP1
Product: tumor protein p53 inducible nuclear protein 1
Exons: 4
Coding region: 321-1061 (246 amino acids)
Biological process (GO): positive regulation of DNA-templated transcription; autophagosome assembly
Cellular component (GO): nucleus; autophagosome
Source: RefSeq, a predicted model, not a curated record
CUGGAGUCUAUAACAACAAAAGACUCGGUGCCCCGCGCAGACUGGCCGAUGCAACAGGGCUUGGGGAGCCCCGAAGCUGCAGCUCAGGCCAGCAUCGCCGCCUUCCUUGUAUCUACCUCACUAGUUGCCGUCCAGGCUUGGUUGGUUGCCCCAGGGUUUUAUGGUGGCCGUUCACAAAUCAUGACUCCCCAUAUUCCAUGCCUAAGCUGAUAAAGCCUCUUUGCACUUUACUCUCCUUGGUGUCUCCUUGGCUUGAGCCCUGUACCUUAACUCUUAGGUACGAAGAAGUCCUCGCCAGAAUCUUAUUUAUUGCCUGACUAAUGUUCCAGAGGCUGAAUAAUAUGUUUGUUGGAGAAAUCAAUAAUUUCCCCACCCAAGAGCCAGAGUUCAGUGAAAAAGAAGAGGAGGAAUGGAUUCUGGUGGACUUCAUAGACACCUGCACCAACUUCUCGACAGUUGUUGAAGAAGAAGAAGAAAGUGAGAUCCUGGACGCCUCCUCAGUUGACCAUUCUCCUGUCUUCUCUUGUCUGCCUACUUCACUGGAGAGUUUGGCUGAUGCCAGUGAGUCAUGUUUUAUCCAGUUUGAUUCAUGUCCCAUGGAAGAGAGUUGGUUUAUCACACCACCUCCAUGCUUCACUGCUGGUGGCUUGACUGCUAUCAAAGUGGAAACCAGCCCAAUGGAGAAUCUUCUGAUUGAACAUCCAAGCAUGUCUGUGUAUGCAGUUCACAAUACCCUCCACAGCCUUAACAAGGCUAGCUGUGGUGAUGAGGAGGAAGAAGAAGAGGAACCUCAUGAUGCAAGCGAUCCUAGGACAGAAGCACCAAAUGAACGGGACCAACAUGUUCGUUGUUUCAUCACAGCAUUUUCUACCCACUCAAGCUUUCUGGAACAGGCCAAGAGCUUUCGUUCUGCCCAGUGGAUAAAAGAGCAGAGUGAACGGCAAUAUCUGAACAGAAACUGCCUCCGUCGCCAAAACCUUACCAGGGAUUGCUACUCUCGGCAAAUCAAGAACAAUGGAUUGUUUGUUCACCAGCCUUGCCAGCGCCAGUAUAAUUACUGAGGGGUUUGGUAGUGGGAUUUUCUUCCCUUCCUGCAAAAACAAUAUUGGUUAAAUGUAGCUCUAUUAUUAUUUGUAGGUAAUGAAGGCAAGAUCAAUUUUAGUCUGAUCAUCAGUUCUUUUCUAUACAAACACUAAGUGUUACAUUAGGUUGUAACCCAUGUUAAUGUAACAGCGUAUCACAGAAUGCCUUUGAAAUAUUUUAAUCGUGGCUUGGAAACAUAUCAGUUCAAUAGUCUUUGUGUGAUUGGGGUUGUUUUUUCAUGUGUGACUUUUUAAAGAUUUUUUUUCAAUGAUGAUGUUUGGAUGGGUUCUUUUUGUAUUGGUAUUUUUAACCAAGAUGGAGCAGGCAAACUUCAGUAGUAUUGUAAUCCAGUUGCAGUUAUGAAACUUCUCAGGGUCAGCCCUACCAAGUGCAGGUACCUCUGUACACUGUAUAGCCUCAUACACAACUGUUUUGAAAUGUGAGGGACCAUAAGUGAUUGAACUGUUGAUGUGGGGAUAAUUCUGUGGGUGGGAAUAGAGGGUAAGAGUCAUGUACUCCCCUCCAUCUCACACGCUUGUGUUCCACUUUUUGAUUCAGAGUGGUUUACCACAUACCAUACACAAAGGAGGUACCUCACAGGAAAGUGUGAAGUAAUCUUGCAGGUGAAUUAGUGUAGUAUGUUCUCUUUACCAGUUGUGAAGGACAGCAAGAAUCUUUCCACGCUUCCUUCUCUGAAGGGUGGAAACCACAUCAUAGCUCCUGAAAGUAUUCUAUACCAUGCCCUUAACCACAGGUGGAACCAUCUUUUUAAACACACUAGUAACAAUUUGAAAUGAGCCUUGUUAUGGAAGGGUUGGAUGGAUGAAGGUAUGAAUCCUCUCAUCAUAACAGUCUACAUAGAAGGCAAGAGGGUGAAGGUGGUAUCACCCAGUUCCCCUUUCCUUACUAUAGCUCUGGGUACAGUAGUUUGCUUCACCUUAACAUUUCAGCACGUAAUGCACAACAAUUUCUGUACUAUCUGUCAGUCCUUCAAGCAUCACCAGUACCUUUAUUCUUACUUGAAAAUCUGAUUGCUGUCAUGACAAGUUCAGUCAUCAGGGCUUGAUUCCCUCCAACCAUAGAAAUGUGUGUCAAGGUAUCCUAUAAGGUAUCUGCUUUUAUCUUUAAAAAACCUCUUCCAACUCAGGAAGUAGGAAGUAACAGUAUUUGGACAACUUGUCUUCUACCUGAUUAUACUUACAUUGGGUUUGAUCUAAAACGACAGUGAUGAAACUAUUUAUGAGCAUAAUUUGUCAUCUCAGAAGUGUUCCUUAAUUAACCCCCUUCGUAAAAAUAUAUUUGAUGUUAAAAGAAACAAAGUCAUAGUUGCCUUCUCCAAAUGCAUGGCUGAAGUAGUCUUUAUAAAAGAGACUGAUGUUUACCUCAGUAGAAUGUGUUGGAAGUCAAAUAGUUCACUGAUUCUCUGUCUUGUGAACAGGUGGUUUCAGUGGCAAACAAAUGUUAAGUCUAAUGUGUCUCUCCUUCCAUCGUAACCUCACUUCAACUACUACAGGUUUAACAAAUAUUUCUACAAUUUUCUGAUUUUUGUUUGUUGGCUACUUUUUCAAAAGGAGAGCCUAAAGAACACGAAAGCAGUGUAGAAUCCUAGACCUUUUUUUUUUCAUUUGGUCCACAAUCAAACUCACUUCCCCCCCUUUAUUUCUGUACCUGUCCCAUACAUCACACACAUUCUGUGAAACUCAGGAAUCUCUCAACAUUUGACUAUGAACCUAAGCAUCUGUAUGUGGAAGCUGAGUUCCACCAAAAUCAAGAAGCAACAAGUAGGCAUGCCUAGGUUCCCAGCCACCUCUCCAUAAACCACUUUAUUUUGAGAAAUCUCAUAAAUGGUCAUUGUCCCGUCCUUGUUUGUACAGGUCCCUAGCUAGUGAGCAUUUGAAGGUGAGACUUCUCCUAGUUGGGAAAUGUGUUUUCUCACUUUGUUACUGGCUUACUUCCCUAAUGAUGUAUGUAUCUUCUAUGAUAAAUGCAGGCUUAAUGCAUACAUAUGAGAUUUUCAGUUCUUGGUAGUAGAAAUACUGUUCUUGUGGAAGGAAUGAUUGCAUAUACAACAUUGCAUCUGACUUUUUUAUUAUCUUGCAUAUUUAUGUUACUAGUUCCGUCAUGUGCCUCGAAGUCUCAGACUAUUAGAUUUCAAAUGAUGUGUGUGUUAGUGAAUAGGUCUGACUUUUUAUAUAGGUUUGUGAAUAGGCCUGACUUUUUUAUAUAGGUUUCUUUUUUAAGAAAAUGUAUUAAAUUGUUAAGGUGGGGCCUUGCACUGUGUUGAAUAGUAAUCCAUUAGUUUGCAGAAACUGUUCUUUUUAUUCACUUGUAAUGUAAACAAAACUGUGCCUUUUUAAAGUAAUGUGUACACUGCACACUUGAACUUGAAGACUCAAAAAAGGGACUUUUCCUUGGGAUACUGUAUGUCAGUCUAUGCAUUAACAAUGGCAGCUUCUUUGGGGAGCCAUUAUUCCUUUAUACAUGUAGCAGUACUUUAGAUAUUCAAGGUUUUCAGCAUAGUCCUAUGCAGAAUUACUGGUAUCAAAGUCCACUGAAAUCAGUAGCUGUAACAGCAUAGGUUUGUACUGUUUGUUGCCCUCAUCCUAAUAAUACCUGUAGCUGUGAGGGUUCAGAGGGCUUGUUCUUUUAGGAAUUAGAGCUGCAAGGAAAGAGAAGGUAGGUCCAUCCUAUUAUGUUACCUCUUCAAGGCUGUCCCAUUAUUGCCGUAUGUCGUGUCUCUUCUAGCAUCAGAAUAGCUGCACCUGUAGGCUCUUUGCAUAUAAAACUAAGCUGUGUACUUUGGAGAGGCCACCAAACUCUCUUCAGGUCUUUCAGGCCUAUUCUACCACUUAACAGCAAGCAACUUGGUUUCAGCUGUUCCCAAUUGUGCCAUUUGAGAUGACAGCUGGGAGCUUGCAAAUAUGAAGACCACCUCCAUGCGCCAAAUACCUCUGGGUCUAGAAAUCCAAGUCUCCGGGAACUAGGAUUUCAAUAUGGCAAUCUUCAAUUUGAAUGUAGAGGGGUGCCUGUUUCAAACUGGUGUCUGCUCUAGAGAUAUAAAUAGUCUGUAGGCCUGCCUCUGUGAGGCCUGUUUAUUUGGUCACAUUAUGGUUACAGGUGUUAACACCAAGCUGCCAUAUAACUCUAGCUGUGAUGGUCUGCCAUCAACAUGUGGUGUUGCACUCUCGUGACUUUUGUGGGCCGGUAACACCAACAGAUUGUUGUGGUUCUAUUGAUCUUUGUACUUCAGGGGCUUGUGAGAUGAGUCUUGAAGGAUUUUAAUGGUUUCCCAAAGAAAGGGACAGUAAAUAAAUACAGUGCUUUGCUUCUCCUGACAAGGGGGAGGGAAAGUUUUUUCUUUCUUUUGCCAAAUGGAAUUACAGUCUCUGGUAUUUGUAUUUCAUGAUGCAGCUUGAAACUCUGGAGAAACAAUCAAUAAACAGGCCUGUUGGGGGGAAAAAAA